AUGGUGAAGCUGACAAUAAUUGGAAGGGUGAGUGAUGGGUUGCCACUUGCCCAAGGUCCAAGAUACGUGAAUGAAGAAAGAAAUGACAAUUUCUCAGCAUACAAGUUACAAGGAGAGUUCAUAUUACAGGAAAUCUCCAGGGGAUCCCUUCCACUUUCCAAUAUGACCAUUCGGGUUGAUCACCACUGUUUCAACUACGUUGUGGAAAAUGGAGUUUGUUUCAUUACACUCUGUGAUUCAUCCUACCCACAAAAAUUGGUACGGUUUUUCUUGCAAGAUUUGGCUACAGAGUUUGACAAGUUUGGCAGGAGCCUUGCAGAAAGGAUUACAAAACCAUACAGCUUUGUUGGAUUUGGAAGUGUGAUUGGAAACAUUAGAAGGCAAUACGUGGAUACAAGGACUCAGGCAAACUUAUCAAAACUCAAUGCAAAAUGUCAGCCAAAUGAAGAUUUCUUGACAGAGGAUUUCUCGCAAAUUGUCAAGAGAAGAAGAAGAGCCGAAUUGAUGGAAAGACUCACUGAAACACCACAACAAGCUUCACAAAUUUGGGGUUCAAAAAAGCUUGAGAUCAUUGCACUAAGAUGGACACCAAUUACAAUCCUCGGCGUCUUCGGCGCGAUCCUACUAUGGAGCAGGUUCACAAUGAGAGAUGACUGGUAG
Oldenlandia corymbosa var. corymbosa is the source of this 660-nucleotide messenger RNA. The record is from the annotation of a GenBank genome assembly. NCBI's taxonomy places the organism in Eukaryota, Viridiplantae, Streptophyta, Magnoliopsida, Gentianales, Rubiaceae.